AAAUUUGUUAUUUGCCAAAUUGACCCAUAAUUGAAAAAAGAGAAUUCAAAGUCUUGUCUAUCAAUGGUGACGACGGAGGUUAGGACCGCCGUCUCCGAUAAGGAACCAUUGCCACCGUCUCCACAAUUAGACGGAUCUAGUGAUUUCCUCGACAACGAUAGAUUACAAGAAACUUUCUCCAGUGGAGCUCUUGAUUUUGAUGAAUGGAUUUUGUUAAUCUCCGAAAUAGAGACUUCGUUCCCCGAUGAUAUUGAGAAGUUAUGUUUAGUUUACGAUGCUUUCUUGUUGGAGUUUCCAUUGUGCCAUGGCUAUUGGAGGAAAUAUGCUUACCAUAAAAUAAAGUUAUGCACUUCAGAAGAUGCUCUUGAAGUUUUCGAACGAGCAGUACAAGCAGCUACUUAUUCUGUAGCUGUAUGGCUCGACUAUUGCGCUUUCGCUGUUGCUGCUUAUGAAGAUCCUCAUGAUGUUAGUAGAUCAUUUGAGAGGGGGCUUUCAUUUGUGGGAAAAGAUUAUUCUUGCUGCAAUCUUUGGGACAAAUAUAUAGAAUAUCUUAUGGGGCAGCAGCAAUGGAGUUCAUUGGCUCAUUUAUAUCUCCGGACCCUGAGAUAUCCAUCCAAAAAGUUGGAUCUCUACUACAAAAACUUCAGGAAGAUUGUGGCUUCUUUGAAGGAGAAGAUUAAAUGUAGAAUACAUGUUAACGGAGACCUUUCUUCAGACCCCAUGGAAGAAGAUUUGGUCCUUACACGUCACACUGAUGAGGAGAUCUCUAUUGUUGUAAGAGACUUGAUGGGUCCUUCCUCUAGCUCAGCUGUGUCAAAAGCACUGCAUGCAUAUUGGUCAAUUGGAGAACAGUUCUACCAAGACUCACAGCAGUUGAUGGAGAAAAUAAGCUGCUUUGAGACACAAAUCCGCAGGCCUUAUUUUCAUGUAAAUCCGUUGGACACUAAUCAGCUCGACAAUUGGCAUGCAUAUUUGAGCUUUGCCGAAACAUAUGGGGACUUUGAUUGGGCUAUUCAUCUCUAUGAGAGAUGCUUAAUACCAUGCGCUAAUUACACCGAGUUCUGGUUCCGCUAUGUGGAUUUUGUAGAAAGCAAGGGUGGAAGGGAGCUAGCAAACUUCGCAUUGGCUCGAGCGUCACAAACUUUUGUCAAGAAUGCAUCUGUUAUCCAUCUAUUCAAUGCAAGAUUCAAGGAACACGUUGGAGAUGCAUCUGCUGCUUCAGUUGCUCUGUCUCGAUGUGGUGAGGAACUUGGUUUUGUUUUGGUUGAAAAUGUAACUAAGAAGGCUAACAUGGAAAGGCGCCUGGGUAAUUUUGAAGGUGCUGUUACUACGUACAGAGAGGCUCUGAAUAAAACGCUCAUUGGAAAAGAAAAUUUGGAAACCACCGCCUUGCUGUAUGUUCAAUUUUCUCGCCUCAAGUACAUGAUUACAAAUAGUGCUGAUGAAGCUGCUCAGAUUCUGAUAGAAGGCAAUGAGAAAGUUCCUCACUGCAAAUUACUUCUUGAGGAACUUAUAAGACUCUUGAUGAUGCAUGGAGGGUCUCGAGGAGUGGAUUUGUUAGAUUCUAUCAUAGAUAAGGAAAUAUCUCACCAGGAAGAUUCCUCCGAUGGUCUGAGCGCAGAGGACAAAGAAGAGAUAUCAAAUUUAUACAUGGAGUUUAUUGACCUCUCUGGAACCAUCCAUGAUGUGAGGAAGGCUUUGGGUCGACACAUAAAAUUAUUCCCACAUUCUGCUAGAGCCAAGUUACAUGGGUCCCGUCCUUCAGGAAAUUCAUUUAGAGAGUUGAUUCAGAGAAGAGAGAAGACUCGUGACUGCUUGAAUCAGGACCUAUUAACAAACAAAGGCAUUAGCAGCACAGUCGAUUCGACACCAAAAGAAAAGAAAGAGUCAUCUCUAGACCCUGAUGGUGCCCAAUCUAAAGAUGCUGUUCGGGCUGAUUAUGUAAACACUGAGCCUAAUCAGGGGUGUCUGGCUUCAGGACAUCUAGUUGAAAGAAAGGAUAAUGUUGCUGAGAGGGAGGAUUUGUGGGAGUCACAGAGUGAUCUGUCCAUGGGAUUAAAAGCGGAUGACGGUGGUGAACGCUCUCGUGAAGUUAGCCUACCGAUCCAAGCCACACCAAAACAUGGUUUUGUCACGAAACAAGCUCACUUCUCGUCCAGUUCUGUAGAUACUGUGAAAUCAGAUGCUAUUGUGAUCCAACCUAGUGGCUCACAGAGUCCCCAAAGUUACCAAAGCCAAGAGUCUCUCAGGCAAACUGGUCGAAACAGGUACCCCAGAAGAGAUUUAAACCAGACUCAUAGAGAUUCGAAACCUCGUUCUCGAGAGAGACCUCCUCAGAUGUCGUAUUCUCCAGUCGGAACUGGUCGUGAAAUUCCCGGUCAGCACAUGGGUGUUGCUCCUCGAGACAAUCGAGCAGCGCUACAAAGCUCAAUCUCACGGAAUCCGCAAAACCAAUUUCACAACUCUGCACUUCAGAUGCAUCCUGUGGUUCAAACAUCCAAUGCUUAUCCUCAAACUCAGAUACUUGGUCAGCACAUGAUUGUAUUGCCUCCAGACUCACAGAAUCCGCAGAACCAAUAUCAAAACUCUACAUCUCAGGUUCAAACAUCCUUUGCUUAUCCUCAAACUCAGAUUCCUCAGAAUCCAGUGCAAAGUAACUACCAACAAGAAGGUCAGAUGCAGAGUCAUGAAGCUUAUAACCAGAUGUGGCAACAGUAUUAUUAUAGCUAUUAUUACUAUCAGCAACAGCAACAGCUUAUGUCUGAACAGCCACAACCAAAUCAGAACCCUCAGCCACAACUAGAUCAGAAUCUUCUGCAACUUCUCUCCAAACAGUACCAAUCUCAAGCCAAUACUCAGUAUCCACAACCUCAACAGGUGAAGGAACAGCUCAAUACACAGCAACAGAGCCAAGAACCACAAAAUCAGCAGCAAAUUCAGUUCCAGCAACAACAACAAGAAUGGUUCCAACAGCAACAAUGGCAACAACAACAGUAUUUUCUCUAUCUUCAACAACAGCAGUUGCAAGGAGAAGCAAAAGGCGAUGAACAAAGACUCUCUAUGCCACAGCCACAGGUCUCCACAACAAACAGUGAUGUUCAAAAGAGUCAAGAAUCUGGAGCAGUCAAUGAAGCAAAUCUAUCUUCUGACACUUCCAUCAGUUCUAUAUGAAUCUCAUGAAAGCCGAUGGACACGUAACUGAUUGUGUUAUUUAAUUUAAAAACAAAAAAUGUUCCAAAAAUUUCAAUUUUAAUAAUAGUUAACGAAUUUUCCGGUUUUUAUGAGAUAUAGAAUUAGGAUGAAGAAUUCCUUUACCAAACUUUGAAUUUCGAAUUGAUAAAAAAACCAAUUGUAAUUUGGUAGUUUUUAACGGUUUAAUGAAAUUUCAGUUUUGUU
This is a messenger RNA of Arabidopsis lyrata subsp. lyrata, 3396 nucleotides long. Its product is annotated as pre-mRNA-processing factor 39. Gene Ontology annotation, molecular function: protein binding. Gene Ontology annotation, biological process: mRNA 5'-splice site recognition; RNA processing. NCBI's taxonomy places the organism in Eukaryota, Viridiplantae, Streptophyta, Magnoliopsida, Brassicales, Brassicaceae. The transcript is spliced from 12 exons. Gene Ontology annotation, cellular component: U1 snRNP; commitment complex; U2-type prespliceosome. The record is from RefSeq and is a predicted model, not a curated record. The coding region runs from base 64 to 3171 and encodes 1035 amino acids.